ACCACAUCAUCAAUAUUUAACACACAUCAAACUAUUCUCCCUAGUUCUUUCUCUCUAAAGAUAUAAAUGAGGUGCUUGGUUGUCAAAAGAUAAUUUUCUAUUAAGUAUUAUUAAUAGUAUUAUUGAAAAAGAAAAACUAUGUCAUGAGAUUGGGGUUGGUUCUAGACAUCUAUCUGACCAGUCCCGACAUUUGUGCUUACUACUAUCUCUCACACACACACACAUCAACUAUACUCUAUAUCUAUACAUUUCAUUUCUCAACAAAACUUCAUCAAAGAUAGUGCCCCAUGAACCCCCACAAACAAACUCUUGUCAGUUAUGACCCUCAAAUAUGGAAACAAGAUCAUAGAACACAAAAGAACAUCAUAGGUGCAUCAUCAUCAUCUUCUUCAAAUAACUCUUCAUCUUUGGCUAAUAGUUUCCAUGGCAGCAGAAAGUGCAACAAACUGCUUGAGGAUGACGAUCUAGUCUCUACUGUAGUGCCUGCUGUUACGGUUGUGUUGGAAGGCCGUUCGAUCUGCCAACGCAUCAGUCUGCAUAGCCAUGAUAGCUACCAAAGUCUCGCCGUGGCUCUACGACAGAUGUUUGUGGAUUGCACCGACGAGGAUGGCGGUGGUGAUCGUCAUCUUGAUCUGUCUAAUGCAAUUCCUGGUCAUGUUAUUGCAUAUGAAGACAUGGAAAAUGAUCUUCUUCUUGCUGGUGAUCUUACCUGGAAAGAUUUUGUACGUGUGGCAAAGAGAAUUCGGGUACUUCCAGCAAAGGGGAACUCAAGGAAGAGAAGCACAAGCUAGGUUCAAGAUCAGAACAUGAAACAUGGUUAAUCGUGAUUUGUACUUUGUUAUUAAAUUAUUAUGAGUUGAUUAAUCCAAUUGAAAGUACACGUAAAGUUGUGCUUUGUAUGAAUAAAAUGUCGCGUUUUCCCAUUUGCAGUACAUGGUUUCUCUGUUGUUAUUAUAAAAAUAUA
This is a messenger RNA of Vicia villosa (hairy vetch), 964 nucleotides long. Its product is annotated as auxin-responsive protein IAA33. Bases 288 to 791 code for a protein of 167 amino acids. The transcript is spliced from 2 exons. The record is from RefSeq and is a predicted model, not a curated record. Gene Ontology annotation, biological process: regulation of DNA-templated transcription. Gene Ontology annotation, cellular component: nucleus. Gene Ontology annotation, molecular function: protein binding. NCBI's taxonomy places the organism in Eukaryota, Viridiplantae, Streptophyta, Magnoliopsida, Fabales, Fabaceae.